GUGUACUUACUGUUAACUUGAUGAUGUGUUGCGGUGUUUUUUGAUGGUUAUUUUUAAAUAUGGCUCCUGGUCUAUCUACACUUAAGAGAGGAAGUAUACAAGUGCAACGCGUUGCAAAAGUAGUUAAUGAUCAAAUUGGAUCCCGACAAGUGCUUGUUGUAUUUGUUUUAACGGGGUUUGUUCUUUGCGGAGUUGUGGAACAAAGCGCAUCCGUAGCUUUGAGGGCAAACAGUACGUCAACCUAUUCAGCUGCUGAGUUUGCCGAGUACGUUGAAAAUACCAGCUAUAUUACAAGAUACUGUCAACCCCCUCAAAAUGAUACUGAUAGUGGAAACGUGACGGUGCACGUUGUUCGGUCUAUACCACACAUUGAGAUACCAAUGACACGCACGGAUGAAACGGAAGCUGUCCUGCGGCAAGCGUUUAUGUGGGGCACGCUGGUAUCGCCCUUAGCGGCUAGCAGGAUAGCAGCAAGAGUAGGAGCUGAGAGGCUGUUUGGAGCCGGCGUUCUGGGCGCAGGAAUCGUAGCUGUUAUGGUUCCUGCUGCCUGGCUCACGGCCUGCCACGUUGGGAUCAGAUUUGUUCAGGGUAUAUUUAUGGGUGCUACUUGGCCAGCAGCGCAUAUGUUAGCAGUUACUUGGAUUAAACACAAACAUAUUAGUGGAUUUGUCUCACUGUAUACAGCUGUGAAUUUGGGAUAUGCAGUGGUUGGAAUCUUGGGUACAAUAUUAGUUCGCAAUUUAGGUAGAGAUUGGUUAAGUUAUGUCAUAUCCUUAUCAUCAUUCUUGUGGUACUUUCUUUGGUGGAGAUUUGUAGAAGAAUCGUUACAUCCAAAUAGACCUAAGAGAGAUGAACAUCGACAUUUGCCCUGGAGAAGGCUCCUGAUGUCGAAACCAGCAUGGGCUUGUGGAAUUGCUGUCAUAGGGAGCCAGUGGGCAGAUGCUACUCUCAUGUUGGGAGUAACAAAAUAUUUAAAAUUAGUUUACGGAUUUUCCAUAGAAUAUGAAGAUAUACUACAAUCUCUACCCCACAUUGGUCACUUCUUUGCUGCCAUUACAUUUGGAAUCGUUGUCGACCACGUAAGGGAGUCAGGCUUAAUUUCAACUACAACCUCCAGAAAGUUCUUUGUUUAUCUAUCACACUUUCCCCCUGCCGCUCUUAUGUUCGUCUUGGGAUAUACUGGUUGUGAUCCAGCAGCCCCAGCUGCUUUGUACACAGCAGCCUUGGCAAUGACGGGGGCUACUCCAGCAGGAGCCUUCGCUAGCGCUGCAGAUAUUGCUCCCAAUUUUGCAGGAACAGUAUUUGGUUUAUGCCAAACUGUUGGAGCAGCAGGACUUCUAGCAGCAAAUUAUGUUGUGUCUGAAGGAUUACAUGGAUCGUUUGCAGGUUGGUGGAGACUGGUUUUUGGAGUUUCAUCUGCAGUUUUGUUAACUACUGCUACUUUCUUCAUGGUCAUGGGCAGUGGCUCAAUACAAGACUGGAAUGCACCAGGUGAUAUUGAGUCUGAACUGGAACCGAUAGAGGAACCGUCUAGACUCGAGUCUGUCCUUGAGUAAAUUGUUUUAAUACUUUGUCAAAAGUCAAAUAAAGAAAAAUUUCAAAUUUGAAAA
Molecule: messenger RNA, 1610 nt
Organism: Anoplophora glabripennis (Asian longhorned beetle)
Lineage: Eukaryota; Metazoa; Arthropoda; Insecta; Coleoptera; Cerambycidae
Product: sialin-like
Exons: 10
Coding region: 60-1556 (498 amino acids)
Biological process (GO): transmembrane transport; monoatomic anion transport
Cellular component (GO): plasma membrane
Molecular function (GO): transmembrane transporter activity
Source: RefSeq, a predicted model, not a curated record